Messenger RNA from Seriola dumerili (greater amberjack), 1590 nucleotides. Its product is annotated as syntaxin-11-like. The transcript is spliced from 2 exons. Gene Ontology annotation, molecular function: SNAP receptor activity; SNARE binding. Gene Ontology annotation, cellular component: presynaptic active zone membrane; SNARE complex; endomembrane system. The coding region runs from base 161 to 1036 and encodes 291 amino acids. NCBI's taxonomy places the organism in Eukaryota, Metazoa, Chordata, Actinopteri, Carangiformes, Carangidae. The record is from RefSeq and is a predicted model, not a curated record. Gene Ontology annotation, biological process: intracellular protein transport; exocytosis; synaptic vesicle fusion to presynaptic active zone membrane.
CAGGUGUAUCAGUGAUGAUGGUUAACAUUUUUUAAAAAAAGCUCUCACUCUUUCUUCAGCCGUCACUUCGGAUCCAUUGAGCGAUUGGAUUUCUAUAUGAUCAGCUUGUGCUACAGAAAGUGAAGAAACCCUCUAUAGAUAACAGCUGAACAAGUAAGACAUGAGAGACAGACUGAGCAACCUACAGCAGGUGCAGACUGACUCAGAGGGUUUCAGCACAGUGGAGCUGGACGACCUGUCAGAGCAUGCAGCAGCAGCAGCAGCAGCAGCAGCAGCGUCACAUUCACACCAGGACAUGGAUGGUGUCCUACAGGAGGCCCAGCAGAUUCGUCUGCAGAUCCAGCAGAUCCAGAACAACAUCAGCGAGUUGAAAGAUGUCAACUACCAGGCCUUAAACAAGACCACAUACGCCUCAGCAACAAAGCGGGACUCCAAUGCAAUCGGGGCAGAUAUUAAAAGCAGGGCAGAAGGUGUGCUGCAGCGGCUGCACACAAUGAACGCUCUCAGAGGGGAACUGGAGGCCCAGCGUGGCAGCGCUGACCCCACAGCACGUAUAGCUCAGACACAGUACCAGUGUCUGAGCAAUGCUCUGCAGGAGGUGAUGUUCAGCUACAAUGAAACAGAGAUGAGUCACAGGGAGGCUUGUAAACGUCAGAUCCAGAGGCAGAUGGAGGUGGUGGGCAGGGAGGUCAGCGAGGAGGAGCUGGAGGAGAUGAUGGAGGGCAAGGAGUUGACUGUGUUCAGCGUCCAGCUGGAGGGCAAAACGGCCCGUUCCGCUUUCCUCCAGAUCGAGAGUCGUCAAAAGGAGCUGGUGGAGCUGGAGAAGAGGAUCGAGGGGAUCCAGGAGCUGUUCCUGGAUGUGGCCGUGCUCGUAGAGGAGCAGGGGGUCGCCGUCCAAAACAUCCAGAAAAAUGUCCAAAAUGCUGAAGUGGCCGUUCAGGAAGGAAUAGUCCAGCUGGAGAGAGCCACUGCAUCCGAUAAGAGCAACCCCUUCAAGAAACUGUUCUGUGGCUGCUUCCCAUGUUAUUACAAUUAGGUCUGAUGAGGGGCCACUGGGUUUGGAUCAGGUCCACUGGUCCAUGUGGUCAAAACUGCACUACAAAAUAAAUGAGCAACCCUUUAAGCCGUAUCUGGAGCCUUUGAUGAUCGUAAAAUAUUGUGAGACUGUAACUGAGCUGCACCGGUUUCCAGGGUGAGGAGAAACACUGUGGACAAUUCAUUGAACGCUUUAAACACUGAUGAUGAUGAGGUGAACUUAUACUGUUUUUAUCUGGAUAAAAAGAGAGCAAACAUACAUCAAACAAACGAGAGAUCAAUAUAUAUAUAUAUGAGAUUUAUCAAACUAAUGAUCAGCAUAAUUUGCAAACAGCCAUAUCAGCAAAUAAUAUAAAUCAAUAGGGAAUCAGACAUAACUUUCAAUUAUAUAACAUAGUCAUGUAUGAUUGAAAGCCAGUGGUGGAGUGUAGUACCUUAAGUACAGUCCUUGAGUAAAUGUACUUAGUUACAUUCAACUACUGUGGUUAAGUAACAUUUUCGAUGCAGGACUUUUACUUGUAAUAGAAUAUGUUAACAGUCGUGCUACUUUUACGU